UCUGAGCAGGUUCUGCUGGCAGAAAGGACCCCAGGACCUGCCCUGGAAUAAAAAAAAACACGACAGACACAACAACAACAAGGAGCAGCCUGCCUGAUUCUGUGUGCCUGCCUGUGUGAUGGCUCACUGCCUCUGCUGCCUCUGGUUGUAAUGGUGUCCCCAUGCAUGUGAAGAGAGAGAGAGAUGCCCUCACAGUGUUCUCAGGCUAGUGUGUAUUUGUGUGUGUGUGUGUGUGUGUGUGUGUGCAGCAGCAGCAGCUUCACAAUGUCAUCAUGGUGAAUGCAGAGUGCAGUCCUCUCUUGUCAGGCUAUUAUCAUCACACCUAGCUCUGGCUACAGCCUAAUAGACACACUGUGUGCUAAUAGACUGUUGACCACAGUGUGAACCAUCAUCCCACACUGAUGCCAGUCCUGAAGGUCGCUGCUGUUUACAAGGUCUCAUUAACAGUGAGAAGUGAGAAGAUCGUGAUGUACCUACAGUGGGAUUUCACGGCCCCCUGUCUAACCCCAAUGGCCUGGCCCAGGUCCAGAGCCGGUCCCUGAAGUGUGAACAUGAGGUGUCCACCAACUCUCUUGCCCUGCUCUUAAUGGAGCCUCUGUUUCAUGAGUUGAAAUGGAGGAUGAAGAUGGGACAUGUUUACUUGAUGUGCUCUGUGAUCCACAAGCUCUGAAUGACUUCCUUCAUGGAACAAAAGAGCUGCUGAGUGGAGACCUGCUCAUUAAUUCCUCCUCUGGGGAGCCAUCCCUGUUCACAGACACCCCGAGCCCUGUGUCUUUGUUGGCAGAUGAUGCUGGUUCUCAUGACACGCCUACCUCAGGCUGUGUGGAUCUCUCCUUCUUGGAUGAGGCCUUGCUGGCUUCACCAGCUGGAGGGGAAGAUUCAGAAGAGGCACACGAUGCCCCAGAAGUCCAGGCAGAAUUGCCACAGCAGCAAGAGGAAGAUGAAGAGGAAGAGGAGACCUGUGACAUCUUGCAGCAAAGUCUCCAGGAGGCUGACAUCACUGAGCACACUCUAGCUUUAGAGGCUGGUCUAGCCCAACCUGGGGAACCUCUCUCGCUUUACCCAUCUAGUAUGCCCCUUCCUUCACCGACCUAUCUUUCCAAACCUUUGAACAUCUCUGGGGUCACUACCUUGCCUAGGGACACACAGGUUGCAGUAGAUCCUCCUCAACCAUCCUUGUUAGCUGUAGGACCGGGCUGUCCCUCGCUUAAACCUGCUGCACCCCAGUUAAUGGGGCUGCUACCUGGGAACGUAUUCCCUGCACCCUCUCCAGAUACAUCUUUCUCUUUAAGUCCUGCACAGGCAUCCAGCAUGAUCAUCCGGAAAACCAUACCAGGCCUUGCUGGCCGCCAACUGUUGACCCCCACUGUUAGGACAGCAGCUCCAGAGAUCAUACUGCAGAGGGCCCCUCUGCCUAUUCAGCCCAAGCUGCCUGUGAACAUUCAGCCUAGGUUGGUGCAAAUUAGCCCUAAACCAUCAGGGCAGAAAACAUCAGCAGGACUUACUUUCAUUCCACCAGCAGCAUCACAAAACAUCCUACUGUCUGCUCCUGUGGCGUCCAAGCAAACUCCAUCACCACAGUCUGCACCCACACUUAAUAAACCUGUCAGCCUCCAGCUAGUCAACCAAGGAGGCUCCAUCGUCAUUCAGCCUCAAGGCCUCUUUCAGGGCCAAAGCCACUUCCUCUUGCCCAGCCAAAGCUCUGUAACUGUGGCCCAGUCUACAAGCACUGCAAGGCCUCUCCUCACUACAGUGAGUAAUCAAAUGCCAAGUGGAGCCCCUCCAGCAGGACACCUCGUUGACGGCUCACAGAUUGUGACGGUACGCCCCAGGCAUCUGAAUUUCAGCCCUGUAUUUACAACUCCUACCGGCCAACUCACGCUUAGACAGGGAGCUCUCCUGUCGGGGCCCCUGCAGCUUCAGUCAGCACCUCCUACCGUCUUCCAGAUGCCAGCACAGCUAACAGGAGCCUACACUUCACAUCAGCAGGGGCAGCAUGGUGCUGUGGUUCACAGCCCUGCCUUAGGGAACCAGAUCACCUUGAUCAAUACCCCUAAUGUGCUCACCCCUGACAUGACGUCCAUAUCAAUAGUAAACGGGCCGCCUGUGGUGCAGAGCCUGCCCUUUGUUUCACAGGGACAGAGAGUAAUGGCAGGAGGUCCUGAGGAGCAGCUAAGUCUUCCACAGACCCCAGUGCUUCUCUUGCCUGAACGAACUGCAACAGAUAAAACUGAAGCAAACAAGCAGCUCCAUGGCAUCUUACAACAAAGUAGACUGCCUUCUCCUGUCCCGGUCCAGACACCCAUUGCAGAAAUGCACUCACAGCCUUCUCCAGUGGUCCAUCUUCUGCAAGAAGCACCAGAGAGCACUCAUAUCCCUGAGCCUGUUGCAUCAGUAACAAAACAUCUAAUUACCCAACCAGAGGACCAAAAGACUGACGAAGAAGGCCAUAGUUCUGAGAAUCAAGCCUUCAUACAUCUUCUUCACCAACAAGCACUUAAACCAUCAGCCUCUGCCGAGCCCUUGUCUGAGACACUGUUACUGGACAGUCACAACUCUCCUGCAGCCAGUGAGGCCGAAGCUUCACCUGUAGCUCUGGCUGUGUGUGGUCAGUCGGAUGCUCUCUCUGUACUGUCUGAGUGUGGCGGGAUGCCCACCCCAGCACAUUCUGGUUCAGAGCACAGUGACAUGCUGUCCUCGCCACCCAUUCUCCAGUGUGCUGGAAGCACCCCAUCCACAAUGUUCCCUACACCUCCUCUGUCAGACAGACAGCCUCUAGCCUCCUCUACAUUUAUUGCUCUUAGCACAAACCCCCAGGGUCAAGAGGAAUCUGUGCCGUGCCUGAGUCCAUCUGCUCCAGAAAAGAUUUUUGUGUCUGACCAACAGCCUUUAACCGUCUCUGCUUCUACUGACCAUAGUAGAGCCCAGCAGCACAUGAAGCAAAGCCUAGAACUCGGAGGACCUGGCAUGAUGGCUGAGAGAGAACUUGUCUUACCAGACCUACAGGAGAGCCUCAGAAUUGUGUCAUCACAGGGCACCCAGAUACAGACCACUAUCCAGGUUCAGAUACCAGUGCCCUCUGUCUGUGUGGAGGAAAAAGAAAGUCUUACUCCAGCAAUGCGGCAGCACAGGAUUAAGCAGCAGCUUUGUUCGGACCACAAUGCCAUUCUCAAUCCCAACACUCGUUCUCCGUUCACUUCGCUAGAGGAUGCACUGAGACAGCUUUUGCCCUACCAUACCUGCAACAGAGCCUUACCCAGCCAAGCUAAUCUGAUGACAGUGGAUAAGCAGUUUGAGAAUGUAUCAGGGCUGCUGCUGAAACGUACCACAGACAUGCUGAACAAGUACAAGAAACUCUUACUGGCAGAAUCCCAGCAGGAGAGUCCAUCAGCAGAGAUGGUGAUGCUGGAGCGGUUGUUCUUGCAAUCAGAGAGAUUUUCACUGGGGGAGGAGAGACGCAAAGCCAGGGGAGAUCCAGAGUCGUUCCUGAUGUCCUUGCGUAAAGCCUCAUUGCACCACAACAUGGUGCCCUCAGGCCGUGCUGAAGCCUCAAGCAGUCCUCCUUCUCCUCCUGCGUGGGCUCUGCACUCGGACAGGCCUCCAGGCCUUAAGACAUAUCGUUCCAGAAGCAGGGGGGCGCUCCGCCUCACUAUUAAACACGAGUCAGGAUCUCGCAAAGUUGUCCACAAUUCCGCCUGCGACAGCCCCCAUGCCUCCGCGGGCCAUAAGCGCACCUCUGGUGGGCAGCUGACCAAUGGAGAAGGAGAUGCACAGGAGAAACAGGAAGCACUUCAGCAUCCUUCGCUCAGUCCCCCGGAGAGCAGCUCUCAGCCUGUGCAGCAGGCAGUUGGGGGAUGUCAUACUGACACUGACACAGACACAAGCAGGACAGCCUGUGAUUUGCAGGACCUCCCACAUUCCACGGACAAGCCGGACUGCACAGCUGCACAGAGUCCAGAGAGUAUGCUUCCAGAGCUGUGUCCUCCAGAGGUUAAACGAACAAAGCUGGACUCCUCAGAUGCACUGUGUCCAGGUUCCUCUCCGCUGGUGGAGGACAGCGGGCUCAGCGAGCACCUGCAAAGCGCCAUAGACAGCAUCUUGGAGCUGCAGCGGUUGCAGGGGCCAGCGGCUGGGGUCAAACCCAAACUACAGCAAAGCCACUCACUAGAACAAGCAGUCAGCUGCAUGCUGGAGGGAGAGCUGUAACACACAGAAGACCCCCAGGACAAAAAUAAGUGCCAUUUUCACCAUUUACUUUCACGCAGCUAAAUAUACA
This is a messenger RNA of Astyanax mexicanus (Mexican tetra), 4276 nucleotides long. RefSeq names its product BRD4-interacting chromatin-remodeling complex-associated protein. Gene Ontology annotation, biological process: positive regulation of DNA-templated transcription. Lineage: Eukaryota; Metazoa; Chordata; Actinopteri; Characiformes; Acestrorhamphidae. The coding region runs from base 613 to 4206 and encodes 1197 amino acids. The record is from RefSeq and is a predicted model, not a curated record. The transcript is spliced from 14 exons. Gene Ontology annotation, cellular component: SWI/SNF complex.